CGUCUUCCUUCAUUUCUUGCCGAUAUAUACAAGUCCAUGUCCUGGAUAUGUCGAAUCCCCCGGGGCAACCAUGGACGGAGGAGGAAAAGUAUGCGCUGCUCACGGAGAUCCUCAAAAAGGCCGGAGUCCAUUCGGCUUAUCUUGUCAGGAUGAUCAAGGACUUUCAAAUCUCCCCCAGCUGGGCAGACAUCCCCCUUCCUCCAGGCCGGUCUCUGAACGCGUGCAAGGCGGCCUACUUGAAUAUGUCGCAGCAGCAACAUAUCCCACCACCACCGCCGCCAGCAGCAGCAGCAGCAGCAGCUCCUCCUCCGCCGCCGCCUCCGCCUCCGCCCCCGCCGCCUCCACCAUCGCUACCAUCGCCAUUAUCCAUGCCGCCGGGGACCAUCUCGUUCAAUCAUCCGCGUUCAGACGUCCCCAUGCUUCCCGCAACCCUCCCGCCAGAGGGGAGCCAACUCCUACGGAAACGCGCCUUCACCACCACUGACGCUAAACCGUUCUUCACUCCGCGCGCCAUCCAACCACGGCCUCCCGUCAGCACCGCCUCGUACAGCAGCGAGAGUGGCGCAUCAACGGCGCAUCUGUCCCCUCGCCUGGAACACCUCGUUCCCCGAGGGGGGGGAGGGGUGGCAGUUGGAGGCGGAGGCGGAGGCAGCGGCGGUAGCGGUGAACCUCCACGCAAACGCGGCCGCCCCAGCAAGGCAGAAAGUGAGCGCCGCAAGCUCGAAGCCCAGGCUCGUGGUGAGCCCUACCCGCUGCCUCGCAAGCUCGCCGCGGCCAAGACCAAGGCACCCUCGUUAAGCCCUUCCAGCCCGGUGGGCCUAGACUCGGCAAGUUCGUUUCCUCCGUUAUCCAGGGAACCGCUGAGACUGGAACGAUAUUCUCUGCCACCCACGCCAACAACCCACCAGGCUCAAGGCCACCAACCUCACUCAACUCUCCAACCGGCCAACCUGAAGCCCAUCCUACUCGACAACCCCCCUCCUCCCCGACCCGCCAUCGUCCAUCAGUUACUCCCACCCACCCGCCCGGACGCCGAAUCGCGCCAGUUCGGUCCCCCCGGCACAACGACCGAGUCUCACAGCGGCGGGCGAAUCUUCGACCCUGUUCCUGAGCGCAAUGUUCAUGGAACAGACACCGAGGGACAUCGACGGCGCGCGAGUGACGCCCAACCCGUUGAGGAGAUGAACAUUGACACGUCCUAA
Messenger RNA from Penicilliopsis zonata CBS 506.65, 1202 nucleotides. RefSeq lists its product as hypothetical. The coding region runs from base 48 to 1202 and encodes 384 amino acids. The record is from RefSeq and is a predicted model, not a curated record. The transcript is spliced from 3 exons. Lineage: Eukaryota; Fungi; Ascomycota; Eurotiomycetes; Eurotiales; Aspergillaceae.